AUGGACGUGUACCAAAUGCAGCAGCAAAUGCAGCGACUGCAGCUACAUCAGCAACAGCAGCAGCAGCGCGUUCGGCAUCGGUCGGCCCCUGGCUCAGCACGCGCAGGGACCUUCUCUGCAGCCAGUGGUGUCCCCUCUUCGGCCCGUUCACCACGCAUGUCGGAUGUCCACGUCUUCCACAACCAAAUGAACAUGAUGCCACCGCGUUUACCACAGCAACAUGUCCCCAUCCCCUAUACCCCCGAGUCGCGGUACCUCGCCCAGUUGCAAGCCCAACUGCAGCAACAAAGCCAGCUCUUGCUCCUGAACCAGCACGCCCUCGCCACGCAGCGUCGCGAGGCUGAAGCCGCGUUCCAAGCCAUGGCCCUUGGUCAGCUCGCCCAACACCCCAACAACUUUGGUCCUGGCGCCACGCAAGUACAGACGUUCCAGCCGACGCGACCGAGGACGCCUCAGCUCAACGGCUUUGGCAUCGUCAGCCCGAAAGAAGCCGUUGCACUUGAACGGGUCCCGUCCGCCAGGUCCGACACCACCGGUCCUUCGGCGAUCGACGAGAUGAACGCAAUGAGCAACCCUCUCGUCGCCUCGGCGCUCGCUCGACGCAAGCGGCAAAGCGUCAACCUUGAAACAGCAGCCUCAUCGGGGCAAACCUCUCGCGUCGCGGCACCACCUUCAUCGACGACCGAAGCCGACCCCUCGAUCUCGCCCUCGACCGGUUCGAGCUCGACGUGGGAGCGACAUGGCCGAUCGUCUUCGAUGAACUCCUCGUCAACGGCUUCUUCUCUGAUUCGGACCCCACCGAUGCCUAGCGACCCGCCUGCGUUUAUCCUCAGUCGACCGGGAGAACCGUUCCCCGAUACCUCGGGCUCGGAAGGUGAGAGCAGUCGCGCGGGGAGCCCGACUACGGCCGAGAUGCCUUUCAAACGACGCCCCUCCAUCAAAGCUCGACUCGAACAGGUACCCACUCUUCCGGGGGAGGGACCGAAUACGUUGUCCGACCCCGAGGUCUUUGAGCUCGUCCUCGACAGACCCGGCUCAGGCGGAGUGGGCGCGUCGCCACCCCGGGCAUCCCAUCUCAGCAAACUCGAGUCGGUUCUCAAGGGCCGUCGUCAACGCGUCACCUCGACACCUCCUACCUCGACCGUCGAAUUACAAGACGCUUCGGUCCAGGUCGUGAGCUUCGCCCCGAGUCUUUCCCCCUUUGCCGCGGCUUUCGUUCCCCCUUCGCCCGUCUCGUACACACCCUCGUCGCCCUUCUUCAACAGCUCAUCGCCGCAAGUGCCAUCGUCACCUUUCUCGGGGGGAUACCGAUCGAAUCGUCCCGCUGCCGUUCCUGGGACGGCUUCGGCAAGUCGACAACCACGUGGACCCCCGAGUGAUCUCAAUGGCAACUUUGCGACGAGAAUGAGGCGCAAGGCCGUCCGGGCCCUGUUGCAGGGGAGGGUCGAUCGAGUCGCCGCGGGUCAAGAUGAACUCGUGCCAGCAGUCUAA
Microbotryum saponariae is the source of this 1491-nucleotide messenger RNA. The record is from the annotation of a GenBank genome assembly. Lineage: Eukaryota; Fungi; Basidiomycota; Microbotryomycetes; Microbotryales; Microbotryaceae.